AUAACCAAGUUGGCGCAAAUAAAACCCCCAAAUUGGGACUAUUUUUGUAAAUUCCUGCGUUUUCAGUGGAGAUCGAAUCAUCGAAACAAACAUCUUCAUCUCAGAGGAAUCACUCGAUUUCUAUAGCCCGAUCUCGUUUCGAUUCAUCAAAAUUUUCUUCGAUUUCAGUCAACGACGAUGAGUUUUCUCUUCGGCAAGAAGAAAACCCCUGCGGAGCUGUUGAGGGAGAAUAAGCGGAUGCUUGAUCGAUCGAUUAGGGAGAUAGAGAGGGAGAGGCAGGGAUUGCAGAAUCAAGAGAAGAAGCUCAUUACUGAGAUCAAGAAGACUGCCAAGCAAGGGCAGAUGGGUGCUGUCAAAGUCAUGGCAAAAGAUCUUAUUCGAACAAGGCAUCAAAUCACCAAGUUCUAUGCUCUCAAAUCUCAGCUCCAAGGUGUUUCUCUUAGAAUACAGACACUGAAAUCUACACAAGCAAUGGGUGAGGCCAUGAAAGGUGUUACAAAAGCAAUGGGACAGAUGAACAGGCAAAUGAACCUCCCUGCUUUGCAGAAGAUAAUGCAAGAAUUUGAGCGACAAAAUGAGAAGAUGGAAAUGGUAACCGAGGUUAUGGGAGAUGCCAUUGAUGACGCCUUGGAAGGAGAUGAAGAGGAAGAAGAAACAGAAGAACUAGUGAGCCAAGUCCUAGAUGAGAUUGGCAUCGACAUCAACUCAGAGCUUGUGAAGGCUCCUUCAUCUGCGGUGGCUGCACCUGCUGCAGCUGGCAAAGUUGCUCAAGCUGAAACAAGUGGAACUGAUGGAGGCGGGAUUGAUGAUGAUUUACAGGCGAGAUUAGAUAACUUGAGAAAAAUGUAAUUGAUUUUCAUUGCAAAGGUUGAGACAGUUGCCUGGGGAGCUAUGUAUUAUAAAUACCCAACUCUUGCUAUUCUCGCUGAUUUAGUAAGACUAGGUUUUAUGCACGUGUAAUGCAUGUGGUUAUAUAUUAUGGUUAAGUAUUUUUUAUUUA
Messenger RNA from Asparagus officinalis (garden asparagus), 1000 nucleotides. Its product is annotated as vacuolar protein sorting-associated protein 2 homolog 1. Gene Ontology annotation, biological process: protein transport; endosome transport via multivesicular body sorting pathway; late endosome to vacuole transport. Bases 178 to 849 code for a protein of 223 amino acids. The record is from RefSeq and is a predicted model, not a curated record. Gene Ontology annotation, cellular component: ESCRT III complex; multivesicular body. The transcript is spliced from 5 exons. Lineage: Eukaryota; Viridiplantae; Streptophyta; Magnoliopsida; Asparagales; Asparagaceae.